CGUGUUCAUGUCCAUGUGUGCUGAUGACGCCGUGAAUGCGUGUACCCGUGUUUGUCUUCUCUCUGGCUAUCCGGCUGCUGUCUGUCUGUCGGCCUGCUAUACAGUCCACCGCCCGCCGACACACCACGCACGCACAAGAGACAGAUAGACGGACCGACGGACUGGAGUUCUUCGUCGCUCAUAAACAAGACAAUCUCUGCCUGCCUGCCAGUCUGCCUGUCCGUCCGUCCGUCCGUCAAUCAAUCCCUCAACGAAUCGAAUGAAUCAUCUUGCAAUGUUCUCGGCCAUGAGGUCUUCGGUCGGCAGGCUGUAGAUGAGGGCCGAGUUGUCAAACUUGCUGCCAAACGUCAGCACACUCCCACCUGAUUGAUUAAUGUGAUCGAUGCCAUGCAUCGAUCGCACGGACGAUCGGUCGACACACACACACCAACCAGCCCAGCCCCACAGGUACCCUACCGUAGCUUACCAGGUAUGAAGUUGACUUUUUUGGACUUGAGCAGGCCCGGGCGAGGGGGAAAGAUCAGCUGCGGCGGACUCACAAUGCCCUGGGCUGAUUGCAAUAUGUAAUGGCGUGGCGUGGCGUGGCGUCAAGGGAGGGGGGGUGGGUCACAGCGACACAAACAACGGUCACAUGCAUGUGCGGGCAGGUGCCACAGCAGAGGUGAGUGAGUGGGUCGCUUACUUCCAUUGCCCACUUGGCCGGCGAAGCUGCUGCCCCAGCCGAAGAUACCGACUGAGUGACACAACAGACAGACAGACAGACAGACACACAUGGGUGAGGGAGUACUGCAUGGGGUGGAUGGGAGGGUUGUGAGUGAGCCCACGUACUGUCUCGGACGAAUGCCAGGCAGUGAUUUUCCCCACAGUGGAUGUCCUCGGUGAACGACUGGUGCGGCAGCUGCACACAAACACGGGAGGAGAGAGAGAGACGUGUGUGUGUAUGGCUGUCUGGGUGGCAUUAGGUCAGUCAGGUCACCUUGCACUGUCUGAGAAUCUGCUGCUGUGCCUGCAGGUUGCGGCCACACUGGCCGAACAUGUUGUUACCUGCACACACACACAGGUACCUACGGGGGUGGGAAGACAGACGGAGAGACACAAGAGAAAGGCUUUCUUUGCUUUGUGUGUGCGUACGUACCGCAGCAGAAGACAAAGUUGCGCUCUUUCCGCAUCUCCUGGCCCUUCUCGUGGGUGUGGCUGAUGUGCCUGCGUGGGUGGGCAGGCAACACAGACAUACAUGAAUGAAUGAGCAUGGGUGUGAUGUGCCUUAUGGAUGACGCGUGCGUCGCCGACCAGAGCACGGAGGGCUCCUUGAAUUUGAAGCACGUGUGCUCACCGCCACAGGCCACCUUCUCUGGCGCACUCCACACAGCUGAACACCCACACAACACACAAAGCGGGCGUGCGGGUGGUACGGUACGCGUUGUUGUGUCAAUAUAUUGUGUCAUCGCGCCACAGACAGACUCACUGUCUUCAUCUCCCGCCUCUGGCGCGAGGAUGGGCACCGGAUUCCACUGGAUGUGCCGUUGAUAGUAGCCGUACUUGACGCGGCUCGGAACCCUACCCACCAGACCUGAUACGACAGGACACCCACACACCCUUCUCUCGUUCCGAUGAUGGAUGCCUCCAAGGAUUCACAUAUGUCUCGCUUCUGGGAUGGUAUGUAUGAAUCAUUCACCACCCCACCCCACCCACCCACCGUGUCUGAGCUGUUCCUUCCAAGUGCCGCCCGUGACGCUGCCUGCACAAUGAAUGAUCGACCGACACGCACACACAUACACACGUGCAGUGCAGUGCAGUGCAGCAGCGGGCUGACAGACCGACCGACCGAAUGUGGUUCUGCUGUCGCCCAGCGCCAGCUGGAUCUUGUCGUCUCUGCCCCACCUGACAGACAUUGAUGAGUGAAUGAAACAGACGAUAGAUACAAACAAUGAGUGAAUGCAAUGUCGGUGUUUUGUGUCAGUCGGUCAUCGAGGUGAUUGUGGUGGGUUGGCUCACGCGAAUGUCAUUCCGUUCCUGUCGGUGGCCAGGGUGUGGUGCUUGCCGCACGCCACUCGCUUCACCCUGAUCGAGGGGUCACCGAAGUCUACCUGCAUGGACGCACACACACGCAUACGCAUGUAGGUGUGUAAGUACGCGUAAUGGGUGUGGUGCACCCGUUGGUGUGCUUGGCCGGCUUGCCUUGUGUAGAGUGACGGGAUCCGAUGUGUAUUUGUAGUUGGGCAUCACGGCACACUCACCAUGGUCAUUGCCGCCAUGCAUGUCUGCACCACACCACACCACACCACACACAAAGAGACAGACAGACAGACAGAAUCCAUCCCCCUCCCCCCUCCCCCGCCCAUUUAUUCAUUCAUUCAUUCAUCGGCUUACAAAGCUCCCCACUUCUGGUGACGAACCCCGCGUGGUCAUGCCCCACACUCAUCUGCGUCACAUAGUCGUUCCACCACAGCUUCCAAAGGUUGGGUUCAGGCAGGCCCGGUAGUUUCUCAGGCGAUGGCAGAUCCACACCGUCACCCUCACUGUCAUUGCCUGUGUUGACCUUGGCCUUGCCGACGAGCCAGAAGGACGUCUUGCCCGUGUAGUUGGUCGCCGUGACGUUAGUGUAGGGCGCAUUGAUGUCGACGGACUUGGCCGCCAGUAGCUCGGCCGUAGACAUGUCUGAGGACGCUGGGCUUGCGUCACUCGAGCUGCUCAUAGCCUCCAUUUCCCUGUUUUUGUGGGCGGUAAUCUGCUCGGCCAUGUCGCGAAUCGUCUCGGCGAUCUUGUCGUAAUAGUAGACUGCAUGCGCGACACAAGCCAGCCAGCCAGCCAGCCAGCCACACCAACAAUGAAUGGUUCGUUCUGUGUGUCUGCUGAUGGACUGACCGAUGUUGUUGUCACUGAGUGCGAAGAUCUGUCCGCUGCCGCACUGGACGUCCUUGAACUUGAGGCCGCCCUGGUCCAUCUUGAACGGCAUCACGUAAACUGAGGUAACCCAGCCCACCGGCACACGCACACACAUGACAUGCACACAUGGCCAUCCACCAGGGUACACAUGUGACACAUGUAGGGGGGGAGCACCUCUGGGUCCGUCGUCUCUCCUGGGUGCCUGGGUGCUGCGGAUGAUCUCGGGUUCCUUGCCGGUCACCCGGCGCUUGAAGGUGUACCUGGUCAGCCAGUUGAUGACCCACAUGGGCACCCAAAGCGGCUGCCACUCCUCCACUGGCUCCGCAUCGGGAUUGGUGUUCUUGCCAGUCACCUUGGCUGAACGAACCAAGCAACAAACAAACCAGAAAUACAUACAUACAUACAACGCCCGUCGUGUCGUGUGGGUGGAUGGGUGAGAACCAUGAAAUCAUUCGCUCAUUGUGCAUGUGUACACGUGUGUCUGCGUAUGUGUAUGUGUAUGUGUGCCUGGUAUGACGUAUCCCUCGUCGUCCUGCAUGACUUCCGAUGCCGUGGGCAGGUGGAUGUCGUCGGCCUCCCCCCAGCUACCCCACACCCACAACUCACCGCUGAACGUCAAGCCAGCUGACUCACGCAGACACCACACACACGCAAACACAUACAUGUGAGCAGAGAGAGAGAGAGAGGCAUGGACCCGUGUCCCUCCCUCCCUCCCUCCCUGCCUGCCUGCCUGCCUGCCCGCAUGCCUGCCUGACCUCCAAAAGUCGGCCCAAAUGUGAUUUGUUUCCAACCGAACUGGUUGUCUGGCGUAUAAUGACACACAAAUGUAUAAUAUUAGGAGAAAUGCGGCAGUGUACACACGAGCCGGACAGUAUCAUUCAUUGAUCCAUCCAUCCAUCCAUCCAUUCUUUCUUUCCUUUUUCUUUCAUGCUCUUUUGAGUGCUCACCCCUGAACCAGUCGAUCUCCUGCGGCACCAGUAUGUCUGUAUGAAUUGCAAUGCAAUGCAGCACAACCAACAAAGGAUAUCAAACACAACACAACACAACACAACGCAGCAUGCCAUCCAUCCAUCCAGUCAGUCAGUCAGUCACACUCAUUCACUCACCGCUUCUGCCGCCUCCAGGAUAAGCGAAGCGCUUGCCCCAGCAAAACACCUGCACGGCACACACGGACACGCCGGCCGCAGUGGGUGUGUUUGAUUGAUUGAUUGCGUGUUGUCCUGGCUGCAGGCACCUGCUGCUUGGGCGUCGGCGCAUCUUUCGCCUUUGCGUGCGCCACCGAAGUCCGCCUCUUGUAGGACGUCAGCACAUACACACCACACGUCGUCGUCAGACCUGCACAGAGAGAUACACACAAAAGAUGAGAAACAAAGGCGAUGGAAUGCAAUGGUUGCGUCAUCUACACUUUCAUUUUUUAUGACCGAUUGCUGCUGCCGACGCUCUCCAUGACGGUGAUCUUCGCAGCAGCACACUCCACGAAGGCAUCCCUCCUCCUCUGCAAAAUGAAAUAGCUCGCAUC
Molecule: messenger RNA, 4405 nt
Organism: Vitrella brassicaformis
Lineage: Eukaryota; Vitrellaceae
Source: the annotation of a GenBank genome assembly